AGAAUUGUUUGUUUUUUGUUUUUGUCAAAAUGUUAUAUAUGGGUAAACUAAAUUAAUUUUUAUAAUCUUAUUAAAAUAUACAUAUUCCUAUUUUAUUGAAUCCAAAAAAAAAGAAUUUCUUUCAUAAUGCAUUUUUCAAAAAAUCCUUCAAAAGAAGAGAUUCACUUGUUAGAAGAAUUGUCGGUUGGAACGGAUGUUAGAGAAAACUCCGUUUUAUCUCAAGUACCAAAAUGGGAUAUGUUACAAAAAUCAAAAAUAAUAUCGUCAUCUUCUUGCUCCCUUUUACUCACAUUACAUACCUUACCUUUACUCGAGUGUAUCAAUACAAUUCGUUCGACAGAUGAACUCCUGAUGUUACCACUCACAUUGCUUGAAUCCACAUCGCUUCCUUCAAUGUACCUACAGUAUACGUUAACCCUUUAUCAUGAUGUGAUUCGCAGUGAUACAUCUUUGUUGGAUAAAAUGUUACCUAAAACAAAAGGGGAACGAAUUAUUAAAAAUUUUCGAUUAUGUUUCACCAGAAACGAUUUAGAAUCCUUUUGUCUCGAUAAAGCUGCAUUUCUCUUAACCUCACUUAUCGCUCGAGCCAAUGCUGAUUACUUUUCUUCAACUCUAGUUACUGACAUUAUCAUGAAUAUUCUUAACGGUACAUGGAAAUUAACAAGUUAUGGUCAAUUAGACUCUUUAAAAAAUUUAAUGAAAACAAAUCGAUUUCGAGCGUGUAUAUGGGAAGAUGCAAAAGCACAAGAAUUGAUUUUAACACACCUAGAUGCCUCUAAAAAUAUUGUUUAUCCCGCUGUUUUUUGUGCGUGGGUGGCGUCUUUUGAUCCCAAAUUAUUAAAGGUGUUUAUGCAAUUGGGUGGUUUAUUAAAACUUUGUACCUUACUACGCAACAGCAAAAUAGAGAAAGUCAUUCGAAUCAGUCUUCGUCUGUUGACCAAUUGUCUUUUAAAUGAUGAGGCUCUUGAAGCACUAAUUGAUGAAAAUGUUGUUCAAACGCUAACACGCUUAGAAUAUGAAAAAUGGCGUGACGAAGAAUUAUAUACUGAUAUAUCAAAUCUUCUUGUUGCUUUUCAACAAAAAACCAAACUUUUAAAUAAUUAUGAACGAUAUUGCCGAGAAUUAGAAACCCAAAAAUUACAUUGGUCAUUUUUACACUCGGAAAAAUUUUGGAGAGAAAAUGUUGUCUUUUUUGAGGAAAAUGAGUUUAGUACUAUAAAAAAAUUAGUUCUUUUACUGCGCUCAAAUGAUCCUAUUACUGCGGCGGUCGCCUGUUUUGAUAUAGGGGAAUUCGCUCGUCUUCAUCCCAUGGGAAAAAGUGUUAUACAAAAAGCACGAGCAAAAGAAUUAGUCAUUUAUUUAAUGUCUCAUAAAAAUAGAGAUGUGUCACGCGAAGCUCUUCUUUGCGUUCAAAAAAUAAUGUUAAAUCAUUGGCGAGCAGCCGUCGCAGCUACAUAAGCGGCAUGGAAACCUUCUUUUUACUUUGUUUAAAUUAAAGAACUAAAACCAAAAAGAAA
Hylaeus volcanicus is the source of this 1517-nucleotide messenger RNA. RefSeq names its product V-type proton ATPase subunit H-like. The coding region runs from base 127 to 1458 and encodes 443 amino acids. Gene Ontology annotation, cellular component: vacuolar proton-transporting V-type ATPase, V1 domain. The record is from RefSeq and is a predicted model, not a curated record. The transcript is spliced from 12 exons. Lineage: Eukaryota; Metazoa; Arthropoda; Insecta; Hymenoptera; Colletidae. Gene Ontology annotation, molecular function: proton-transporting ATPase activity, rotational mechanism. Gene Ontology annotation, biological process: proton transmembrane transport.